AUGGCCAGCAAGCCCAUGAGCACCAGCUGCCAAAGCAUUGCGACGGCGGCCAGCAGUGCGGCCACCACGGCGGCAGCGGUCUCCAUCUCGGCCUCCAAUGCCACCUCCGUGGGCUCCCUCAUCGCCGCCGCCUGCCAGCAGGAGCAGCAGCAGCAUCACCACCAGCACUAUGCCCAGUCCCAGCAGCAGCAACACCUCUAUCAUCAGAGCCAUCAGCAAGCGUCGCACUAUGUCAAUGGCACCGGCAGCUUGGGCAGGCUUAAGUUUCACAAGAGUCUCGAUGCCAGCGACGAGGAAAUCGAGUAUGCGCAGCUAUCACGUUCAACCCAUAUCCUGGGGCGCCAUAAAUCGGAGCGGUAUCUGGCCUCCAAUCCGGAUGACGAUCGAAGACGCCGCACCAUUAUCGUUGAGAAAAAGAACAACUCGUAUGGGUUCACGCUGCAGAGCUACGGCAUCCACUACAAACGGGACGAGGAGCUGGAAAUGAUCACAUAUGUGGACUACGUGGAGUAUGGUGGUCCGGCCUAUCGAGCUGGCAUGCGAGAGGGCGACGUAAUCCUCUCCAUCAACGGAAAGGAUAUGGAGAAGGCGGACCACAAGACCAUCGUCGAGUUCAUCAAGCAAUGUGACACCAGGAUGCGGAUGGUUGUUCUAUUCGAGGACUGUGUGAGGAAGGUGGAUCUCCACAUGCGCUACAUCCAACUGCAGAGCAUGUUGCAGCAGAAGAUGAACGAGCUCGAGAGGGUGCACCUCAGGGAGCGUGAGCUAUUGGAGGGCAAGUGGAAGACGCACAGUUUGCCGGCACGUAAGAAGGCCAAUGCGAAUACUUCGCCCAGCGAUGGGGAAGGAGUCUCACCUACAGAGGUGGGCGGUGAAGCAGGCUUCUACCGACCCGCCCUGUCCACCGAGGAUGUGCCUAACAUUGCGGCCCGCCAGCAUGGGGUGGGUGGUCCAGGCAUCAUACCUCCUCCCGCUCAAUUUAUGCUCACCUACCACUACCUGGAUCCCACAUACCGCUACGUCCUGCGACCCACGCACGGCAGCUCAGAGGAAUUUGUAGACGGAUUGGGUCUGCAGCGGAGCAGUAGUGAUCACCAGCCACCGGCACAGCGCUAUAUCCUUCAGCGAACCGAGUCAGUGGAUGCAAAUUCAAUGACACAACCCACAACAACGGCUCCUACUCAAUAUCACAGCACCACCGGUGGAUCGGUGAAGCCACCCGCACCACCUCCUCGCACCUGUGAAAAGCACAAGCCACCAGCUAAGCCACCAAAGCCAGAGAAAGAGAAGUCGUCGGGCAAGCAUUGCCACGUGGGACACUCGUGCAAUCCCUGCUUGGGUCACUUUCGCUGGAAGUCGGCGGAGAAGUCAGCAGCUGCGGCACCGGAUAACGUGAGCUUGGAUGCCUAUGACCUGGCCAGUCCCUGCUGCGAUACGCAUUGUGUGCCAACAAGAAGACGCCAUCGCCAGCACAAGGAGCACACGCACAAGCACAAGCAUCGGGACAGGGAACGGGUGGAGAGCAAGGAGCAGAGAGUCAGACCCAAGUCCACAUCCCAUGCCUCGCCCAAUGCCAACGGGGCUGCAGCAUCUGGACAUCACCACCAUCAUCAUCAUCACCAUCAUAGCCAUGAGCAGCAGCAGCAGCAGCAACAACAACUGCAGCAGCAACAACCACUGCAGCAACAGCCCAUGCAGGCGGUUCCGCACCACCAUCACUAUCCCCACCAGAUGCACAAUCCCUGCCAGGUGCAAUCCCAAACGGGCAGCACCCGAUCUCGCUACUUCGACUUGGCCUCCGGCUUAGCCAGCCACUGCAGCUUGCACUCCUGCACCUCUAGUGAGUUUGCUACCGGAGAUACUGCUUCAUAUACCACAUCCAUAAGCACGGAUACUUUGUUUUGGGAUCCCAAAAGCGAGACGGCUCAGUCCCGACAGCACUCCACAAAAUCCAGGCAGUCCUACGAGCAGCAGCCACAACAGCAGCAGCAGCAGCAACCUCACCAGGGACACCAUCACCAUCAUCAUCAUCACCAAGGGGAUUACCACCAACGAUAUCAUGUGACCACUAGUCAAAUGCAACCACAGCAGAUCUAUCCCAAUACCAUAGCCUAUGUUCAGAAACCGAAAUCCUGGGACAAUCUCGCCAACAAGGCGGGCUUUAAUGUGGGCUACGGUUACCUUGACACUGUGGCAGUUAAACCAGCCAUAAAAAUGCAGAUCGCCCAGCAGCGUCACUCGAUGCCGCGAAGGAACCCGUACGGCAGAUACUCCACUUACGGCGAUGUGGAGAACUAUGCCCCACCGCCCACCGAGUUUGUGGGCGAGCUGACCACCACCACAACCACAACCAUUACGGCCAAGUCCACGGAGGAGCUGUUGGCCGCCUGCGAUUGCUUGACGCCCCAGCAACAGGCUGCCAUCAAGGCGGCCCAGUACCAACUCAGUCAGAAUCAGAAGCUGUCCCACCAGAACUCCUGCCAGCUGGGCUACUACUCGCAUCUGCCGCGACCCACCACUGAUGUGGGCACCUCCACCACCAGUCAGCAGGUGCACGGGGCAGGCGAUGUCCAGACCACUUCGGAGGCCACCAGAUUGUAGGUCACACUUGUCUUGCCGCAAAGAGAUCCGUCUUAAGAAUAAUACGAGUGCACUAUGGGUAGGCUGACGAUCGAAUAGUUUCAGAGUUUGCUAGGUGUUCAGUUAAUAGAGAAAAACAAUA
Molecule: messenger RNA, 2722 nt
Organism: Drosophila teissieri
Lineage: Eukaryota; Metazoa; Arthropoda; Insecta; Diptera; Drosophilidae
Gene: ssp6
Exons: 3
Coding region: 1-2601 (866 amino acids)
Molecular function (GO): protein binding
Source: RefSeq, a predicted model, not a curated record